UUAAGGAUUUAUUUCUUAAGCUUAAGAGCGAUGAUCUCCACCUGGCUACGUUUCGUCCUUUCACUGUCUCAUCCAAAAGCACGGCACUGGUGCUCGAGAAUUCUAGACUCAUGAGUGAGCUCAGUCAGGGAAGAGGCAAAUGGCCGGGGACGAAGAUCGAAAUCACGGCAGCUCCAUUGUCAAGUCUCCCAGCGAAACUCUCCAAAUUCUCGCUUCAAAGUUCGACAGCCUCCACAUGCUCUCGGCCACGGCAGGAUUUCGGCUAUGGAUAUGGAAGGACUCGAUCCAAAACACUCUCCAGCAGCUCCAGCAGCUAGGCAAGAACAACACCUCCAAAGUCAGGCAAGCUUCAUGUGAAAACUCUCUAGGAAUCGCUGACAGUGAAAACUCGAGCAUAAGUUAUCUCCAGCAGCUAGGCAAGAACAGCACCUCCAAAGUCAGGCAAGCUCCAUCUGAAAACUCUCUAGGAAUCUCUGACAGUGAAAACUCGAGCAUAAGUUCUCUAGCAGCGAGCUCCUCAGGCCAGGAAAUCCCGGACAGUGGCUGCCUCGUGAUGCCGCCAUUCUCCCCUUACUCGGCCACAGUUCCAUGGCACACUGGAACCCGAGCUAUUCUUUCGCAGAUCUUUCCAAAGUAUGGGAACUACUGCGGACCAAACUGGUCGAGCGGUCGACAAAAAGGAUCACUGGUUUGGGACGUACCUCCGGUGGACUGGCUGGAUUACUGCUGCUUCAAGCACGACGUUGGCUACGACAGCCAUAGCCAGGAAGAUCUCUACAAGGCCGACUUGGAGCUUUUGGAGUGUUUGCGAAGGAUGCCACGAGAGAGGCUAGGGCCACACAAUCCGAGUGGAUUUGUGCGGGAGUUCUAUCGAAGCGUGUGCACUCUGGGACUGGAGCGGUUUCUGAUACCGUACAGAAGGACGAUACUGAGGCAGCAGCGUAGAGUCAAGUGAUCUCUAGGAAAUGGACUUCUAGGAUAUUCCACGAACAGAUUCAGCAUAUCCUUAGACCCUUACUUUUACUGUUAAGUGCACUCAUUUGGUCCCUUUAAUAAUCAUGGUGGACAAUGUUUUCUUUUUUGUUA
Messenger RNA from Selaginella moellendorffii, 1086 nucleotides. RefSeq lists its product as uncharacterized. The record is from RefSeq and is a predicted model, not a curated record. NCBI's taxonomy places the organism in Eukaryota, Viridiplantae, Streptophyta, Lycopodiopsida, Selaginellales, Selaginellaceae. Bases 140 to 955 code for a protein of 271 amino acids. Gene Ontology annotation, biological process: phospholipid metabolic process; arachidonate secretion. Gene Ontology annotation, molecular function: A2-type glycerophospholipase activity. The transcript is spliced from 2 exons.